UGUCCGUCCGAUCGUGUCUAUAGUAACGUCAAAUACAACACGAUGUUAAGAUUUAUAUGUGGCUUAAUAUUAUUCUUAUAUGCUGAAGGAACUUCUAUAAAAGGGCUAUAUUGUAAAGAUCCAGAUACGGGCAAAUUAUAUGCAGUGAAUUCGACGUGGCAGUCAGAAACAUUUUGUGGGAACUACACCUGUAAACUUAGAAAGAAGAAUAUAACUCAAACAGAAUAUACACCUAUUAAAAGAAUAAAUUUAACAGCGGAUACAUUAAAGAAACAUCAAAUAUUCGAUGAUAUGACUCUUAGUCCCAGUCAGAAAUCAGUGAAAACUGUAAAGAAUGAUGAUAAUUUACAACCAGUGUUUCAUAAAGAUUUAAUGAGUAAAGUUAAUGAAUUAAAUAUUGAAAGUAACAGCGAUGAAGAUAAUAAUGACAGAUAUUUGACGGAAAAAGAAAUAAAAAAAAUUACUGAAUUACUACAUACUGUUAAGAAAAGCGACCUAGAAGCAAUCGUAGAAAUAUACAGCCUAGCACAGGAUAUAUAUAAAGAAAUAAACUCGACGACAGAGAAACCUUUUGAAACAUCUCACAAUAGUAAUGAAGAUAAAAAAGAACAUGUCAUGAAAAUAUUAAAACCUAAUUCACAAGAAACCGUCUCGUAUUGGUAUGAACCACUACAUCAUCACAAUGCUAAAACUAAAACAGCAGACUCUAAGGUCGAAGAGACUUAUCCAUCUCCAGUUUUACGUUCUUAUCCACAUCCAUCAUCGUACUUCAAAAACCCUGGAGCUGACAAAGAUUUCGGGAAGUUGCCCUAUUACUAUCCUCUAUCAAAUUUUCAAAGAAUGUCAUCCUACCUACAUAACAGAUUCCCUUUUGCAAUCAAUUCUCCAGCACCUCCAUGUAAUAGACAAUCUCAAAACACAAUUCCACAAACGUUAUUUACUCAACCAAUUCCUCAAAAGAAGAUUUACCCUGAAUCAAUAAGGCAUCGAGAAUUGCUACCGAUGCAACCUGCACUUCUUCCUUAUCCAUUUUCCUACGUAAAUCACUACAAUUUCAGUUCUUACCCAGGAAACUUCUAUUACAAUAAUUAUCCAUGGGCCCAAUUAAACAGCUUUAAGAGAUAUAAUAAGAAUCCUCAAAAUUUAAACUACGGAACAUUUGUACCUCAAAUAUCAAAACCAGAAGAAGUUGUCAAGAGUGUUGAAUCAGAAGACAAAAAUGAAGAUGCCGUAAAAAUUAUGCAGGAUAAUUAUGAAUCAACUGAAAAUGACGGAAAGAAAAAUUUGCCAGAAUGGCAAACAGAUGAGCUAUCAAAAAACAUAUUGGAGGAAGUAAAAGCUAAUAUAUUAGAGAAAACGAAAUUACUUAAGCCUCUGUCCUUAAGAAAAAAUAUUAAAAUAGAAAAGGUUGGCAAAGUCAUCAAGCUUGACGAGCUAUCGAGAUCUAAAAGAGAUAAAGUCUGGGGAAAAAAAGUAAUUGAUGAUAAAGAAAAUAUCCAAUUUGAAGCCUAUAUCGAAAGAAAAACGUGCGAGUCGAAUUUCGAGCCUGGAUUUUUUAGCGUCGGUAACCAAUCUCAGCCGUAUCCCGCUUGCUGUCCGAAAAAGAUAUCAGUUGAUGUGAAUUAUUAGAUCUUGGAUAUGAAAAUAUUGUAAUGUUUGAUGUAAGUCUAUACCAGGGCCCUAGUAGGUAUCCUUCAUUCAUUUUAUAAGGCUUUAGGUUAUAGUAUUUUAACCAUCAAUCCAACAUUCUAUCCAUGAAAACACAUUAGUUUGACUAUAGUUUCUUUUAUCUUCUCAUAGAUUAAAAAAAUCUAAAAUUUAUUACAUAAAUACGUUAUAAUAUUAAAAUAAGAUAUAACCACACAAUACUUCUAUAUUGAUUUUAGUCCCUUUACAUAAGAAUGAGAAAAUUAAUUAAGAAUAAUAUCUUCCUUCUAUAUGAAAAUGAUAAUUCCAGAAUGAGACGAGUGUUGAUUUACUAGGAUUCGAUUUAUCAUACAAAAUUCACUAUAAUUUAUGACAUUUAAAUUUAAAGUAACUGAAUUCUUCUAAGUCUACACAAAUUAAAAAUGUAUCAAGUUCACUAAUAAGAAAGGACAUUUGUUAAAAACACAUUAGUCAAUCCGUGCAUCCCAUUUAAAGGAUCCCAUAGAUAGUCCCUAAUUUUAAAUUACAAAAAAAAAAACAAUAAAUCUUAAGUUUGCCCCCACAUGGAGUCACUACGAGGAUGUAUUGAAAAUUCCUUCUUAUGUCCACAGCGACAAGAAUUAUAGAUGCACCAUGUUUAUUACUUUUUAAUUUCGACUUUUGUGUACGAAUGAAUUAUACCCUUGGAAUUAAUAAGCCAUGUUAUCUUUGAGUUUAUUUAACAGUUUGGUGUUAGGGAAUUUCUCUUUUUGAUUUGAUCUUCAAGUGAGAGACAUUCUUCAUAUUAAUUUUAAAGUUAUAAUUCAUAUUAUGUGCUUAUGCUUUUCCAACUUAAGACUUUAUAUUUUUAGAAAAAUAUAUCUCAACAUAGAAAGAAAAUUAUAUAUAUGUAUAUUAAAUAGUGAAGUAACAACCAAUUCACCCGAUCAAUUUCAUAGCAAAACUCACCCAAUUCCGGUAUAGAGAUCAUUCCAGCUAAUGGACUGUGACCGUAAUGUCAUUAUAAAAAAACCUCACUUGAGUUCGGGUUCACUUAAAAAAACAUUUACCCUUCGUAGCUGUGACUUAUUGUAAACCGUUAGAGUGAGAUGCAAAUAUAAGUUUGUCAAAAUGGAAAAAGGAUGCAAGUAGCACCCGAAAUAUGUAAAUUAAGUUAGUCCCUUAAUGUCGGACAUUAUUUUUUUAUCACCGUCCAAAUAAAGAUAUGUCUGUUUGAGAGCAAUGUUAUCUUGGAGUAAGUUAUAAAGUUUUGGUUUUGCGUUCUUCCAUCUUCAUUUUAUUAUCCCUUCGUAGUUCGUACUUUUCUUCUUCAUUUUGUAGCGUUGAAAUCUUAAAUGUUGCGCCUAUUUAGUUUAAGAAACUA
Molecule: messenger RNA, 3010 nt
Organism: Danaus plexippus (monarch butterfly)
Lineage: Eukaryota; Metazoa; Arthropoda; Insecta; Lepidoptera; Nymphalidae
Exons: 3
Coding region: 43-1629 (528 amino acids)
Source: RefSeq, a predicted model, not a curated record